Molecule: messenger RNA, 984 nt
Organism: Camelina sativa (false flax)
Lineage: Eukaryota; Viridiplantae; Streptophyta; Magnoliopsida; Brassicales; Brassicaceae
Source: RefSeq, a predicted model, not a curated record
AUGAAUAUUCCGAUGGAUGUGCUGCAAGAGAUACUGUCUCGCCUCGGAGGAUUAAAAGCCAACAUACAUGUUUCUCUUGUCUGCAAGACAUGGCUUGAAGCAGCUGUUUCCAUCAGGAAGUUGCAGAGUCGUCCUUGGCUGUUUUACCCACAAGGAUCAGAAGAUGGAGACUACCUUCUUUUUGACCCAUCACGGUCUCUUACAUAUCAGCUCAAGUUUCCAGAGUUAAAGAACCAAGCAUUCACUUGUUCUAGGGAUGGUUGGUUGGUUGCUUGUGAAAAAAGAUACCUCCGAUUCCUUAACCCGUUCACCGGGGAGCGCAUCUACUUGCCUAAGAAGCCAGGACAUUUCCUAAGCUAUGGCUUAACUUUCUCAGCCGCUCCCACAUCAAAUAAUUGUUGCGUUGUCUCCUUAGUCUUUCAAACUUCGGAUGUUUUCUUUGUGGUUGAAACUUGGCGGCCUGGUGAUUCUGGAUGGGCCACUGUUCAGUUUCUGAAUCAGUCUUAUGGUUCCGGAACUGUAAAAUGCCUCUUCUCCAAUGGUAUGUUCUAUUGCCUCAGUCUCAGCGGCAUUCUCGGUGUUUUCGACCCGUUUGCAGUUGCAACAACCUGGAAAGUUCUUCCAGUGGAGCCCUGUCCCGUCUUUAGUCGUCGUUGCGCUAUAUCCGUGAGGCCAGACUGGCCAGUGUUCAUGACAGAGCAUGAAGGAGACAUCUUUGUUGUGACUACUUGCUGUAAAAACGACAGCAAGCUGUUGGUGUUUAAACUGAACCUUGAACUCAAUCUAUGGGAAGAGAUGAGAGGAGGACUUGGUGGAUUGACAUUAUUUUCAUGUUACGGUGCCACUUUUACAAGAGCUGGUCUCUCAGCGGAGGAGAGGAACAGAGUAUAUACAUCUCGUAUUGGUGAUUAUGGGAAUGUGAGAUGUUUCUCUGUUAGAAUCUUCAUAAACACAUCUCUAUUAUGUCUUUGUACAUGUUUCUAA